AUGGUCAACUUCGCUUCCAUCCUUAGCGGCGCCGUUGCAGCGUCCUCGCUGAUUGGCUGCGCGGUCGCCCACCCAGGCGAGAAGCACGACAUGGCGCACGUCAAGCGCCAGAUCGAUGCUCGUCAGCUCCGCGCUGCAGCUGCCAAGCGCUCCCUCGAAAGCUGCCAGGACUCGCUCCAGCACCGCUCGCUGAUGCAGCGAUCGCAUGCCAGGCGUUCGGAGGCUCUUAGCGCCCUUCGUCAGAAGCGCGGCAUCAACGGUAACUCCAAGAAGUUCCGCCGUGAUCUUGCUCUCCUUCAGGAGUUCGAGGCCAUCAACCACAACCAGACUGGUGUCCUCGACUACUCCCCCAACACCGAUGUCUCGACCAUCUUCGCGGCCAACACCUCUUGCAUUCUUACACCUGAAGUCACUGACGGACCUUACUAUGUCAAUGGCGAGCUCAUCCGCAAGGACGUCAAGGAAGGCCAGCAAGGUAUCGACUUGUAUCUUGAGGUCCAGUAUGUCGAUAUCACCACCUGUCAGCCUGUGCCUGAGCUGUUCGUCGACGUCUGGAACUGCAAUGCCACUGGUUACUACAGUGGUGUCGAGUCAGGCCAGGGUGGUCUGAACACCACCUUCCUUCGCGGUAUCCAAGAAACCGAUGAGGACGGUGUCGUAGCUUUCGAGACCAUCUUCCCUGGUCACUACGACGGACGUGCCAUUCACACCCAUCUUCUCACCAAAUCCAACGUUACAGUCCGUGAGAACCAGACUACUCAAGACGGUGCCGUCACCCACAUCGGUCAGCUCUUCUGGCCUGAAGAGCUCAGGUCCGAGGUCGAGGCCACUUCCCCGUACAACGAGAACACCCAGGCUAUUACCUCCAACGAUGAUGACAUGUGGAGCAUCGUCCAGGCUGAGAACGACUACGACCCGUUGCCGCAGUUUGUCUACGUUGGUGGCGACAUCACCGAUGGUCUCUUUGCUUGGAUCCAGAUUGGCGUGAAUGCUUCUGCCGAUUACACCGAUGAUGACUACUACAACGUUGCUGCUACCUACCAGGCCGGCGGCGGUGUUGCGAACGCUGACUCUGGCAUGGUCGGUGGCGGUGGUGCUGGUGGUAACGGCACUAUGGGCGGCAACGGUACGACGCCCAGUGGCUCGCCUCCUUCCGGCGCGAUUCCCUCCUCUACCGCUUCUGCUUAA
Molecule: messenger RNA, 1188 nt
Organism: Macroventuria anomochaeta
Lineage: Eukaryota; Fungi; Ascomycota; Dothideomycetes; Pleosporales; Didymellaceae
Product: aromatic compound dioxygenase
Exons: 1
Coding region: 1-1188 (395 amino acids)
Molecular function (GO): oxidoreductase activity, acting on single donors with incorporation of molecular oxygen, incorporation of two atoms of oxygen; ferric iron binding
Source: RefSeq, a predicted model, not a curated record